This is a messenger RNA of Bursaphelenchus xylophilus (pine wood nematode), 1249 nucleotides long. Lineage: Eukaryota; Metazoa; Nematoda; Chromadorea; Rhabditida; Aphelenchoididae. The record is from the annotation of a GenBank genome assembly.
AUGAAGUCGAUAGGUAAAUGCCUUGAGCUUUACAUCCGGAAAGCGAAGGAUCAUGCAAUAUUGAUGGAAAAGGAGAGAGCUGAGUUCGAAAAUGGGAAAAGACAUCUUGCAAACAUCAUGGGAUGGCCUCCAGAAAUGAAAAUUGGCCAAGAAGAAGUUGAUCGCGCCGUUGAAUACCUUUUUCCCUCAGGUUUGACUUGCGAACGAGCAAGACCUGUAAUGAAGCCACCAGAGGACAUAAUGGUAAAAUUCAACAAGUUCAGUUUUGACGACGAAGGCAGACCAUCAGACCAUUUGUUCUUUACCCUCAGGCCGAGAUUCUAUGGAUUAUUAUCCGUAAGUUUAUCUUCCCGUCGAUCGAAAAUCCUUUAUUUUAGGAUAUUGGGUUGAAGACGCAACGUCUCAACAAUUAUCAUGAUGAACGACUUCUGAAGGGCCUUCCAUUGAGUGAAGAUAAAGGAGAACUGAAUCUGACCGGCUCCAUGUGGCUUCUGAAAGACGAUCUGGCAAAGAAGUUGAGCGAACGCUUAAGUGAUGAUAUGGUAAGAUUAUUUGGGUUGAAUAGUUAUUAUUUUUAGUAUGCCCAAUUGUUACUGGCGUUUGAAAACUUGGCCAGUCUUCCCUUGGCUCAUCUGGAAAAAGGAUUCAUUAUGGAAUACAGAACCGGGUUAAGUGGAGGGUCAAAGCCAGAACUGUUUGGUCCAGGAGUUCCGGCUGUAAAAUUGGAUGCUGAAAAUAAUAUUAGAUUUGCGGUGGGCAUUGGGAAAGUGAAGAGCACGAGAGUUACAGCGAAAGUGUCAGAUGCGGGAACUGGGCUUUAUACUGUGAAUGACCUCCCUCUCAGUGGAUUUCAAGCGUUAGUGUCUCGGUAUGUGUGUUCUUUUAUUUAAUUCUAUUAAUUUAGAGAGAACUUUAUUGCACCUCUGAUUAUUACUGGCAGACUCGGAAAGGUGGAUGUUGCUGUGAAGAUCGAAGAAGGUCCUGGUGGAAUCUCGGCUGUCCCUAGGGCGGCAAGACAUGCGCUUUCUCUUGGACUUGCUGCUUUAUAUCCUAACACAAAAAAUAUGUUACGAUUGGGUAUGGUGCCUUUUUCAAACUUUUACCUUAUUUUAGCCGGUUUGCUAACCCAAGAUCCUCGACGUAAAGAGAGAAAUAAGGUUAAUCAGCCUGGCGCUAGAGCAAAAUGGAUUUGGUAUGUAUUUUCGUAUAAAAUAAUAUUUUUUUUUUCAAUUUUAGGAAGCGUCGAUAA